AGUCAAACAGAACGACAUCGAGCGUUGUGCAGUUGAGUUGUAGAGAGUGUGGAACGCAAGUGGAUUGUAUACUAAAGACGAGUCUGAUUUGUGGAUUAUAAGAGAUAAAAUGCGCGCUCUGUUGAUAUUUGCUCUGCUUGCGCUGACUCAGGCCGCGCAGCUGGAUAAGCAGGAGCCGAAUGAGCUGCCCGCGCACGUGCAAACGCUGAUAACGAAUCACAUCAAUCAAGUGCUGGCGCAGACGCCGCAUGGCCAGAUUGCCACUCUGACGGGCCACGUGCCGCAGGCUGGGGCAGCAGCCAAAAAGGGCAAUGCUGUGGCCGUGCCCCAUUUGGACUUGCUGCCGCCGCACGCGGAGCCAACGAAGCUGCCGCAGGUGAUAAAUCAUCGGGCCACGGCCACAUGGCAGCACGCUGCUGGCUACAACAAAGUGGUGAUGCCGCCAGUGGCUGAAAUCGUGGUCUCAGUGCCCGGCCAAGCGCCGCUGGACAUUGGCGACAAGGUCAGCAAGGUGCAGCAAAAAGUCGCCUAUGUGAUGCAACAGGCGCAGACGCACAUACCCAAUGCCAUCAAUCAGGCGAUCAAAGAGCGCCAAAAGCUCGAGGCGCAAAAGCACAAACAAGACAGCACCACCAGCAGCAGCACCAGCAGCAGCAGCACCACAACCACCAGCACCACCACCAACAAGCCAGCCCACCAUGCUGCUCGCCUGCUGUCCGAUGUCGAGGAAGUGCCCAAGCUGCUCGACCAUCAGCUGGAGCUGAAGAAGCUGGGCAAAUGCAACUACCAGUGCCCAGAGAAAUCCCUGCCCGUCUGCGCCUCCAAUGGCAACUGUGUGGUCGAGUUUGCAGGACAAUGCGAGCUUAGUGAAUGGAACUGCUUCAAUACCAAGAAUGUAUUCACUCAAGUGCAUGAUGAUGAGUGCAAUAAGACCAUCAAGUGUUACGAUCGUGAUAAUGCUUAAGCAGAGCAAUGGACUGGAUAAACUAAAGUAGAAGAGAGAGAAAGAGAGAGAGAGAGAGACAGAGAGAGAUGCUGGAA
Messenger RNA from Drosophila navojoa, 1041 nucleotides. RefSeq lists its product as uncharacterized. The record is from RefSeq and is a predicted model, not a curated record. NCBI's taxonomy places the organism in Eukaryota, Metazoa, Arthropoda, Insecta, Diptera, Drosophilidae. Gene Ontology annotation, molecular function: protein binding.